AUGUUGCAAUGCAGUACACUUUCCCGUGUAUUGUUAUUGUCAUGUUAUGCUAAUUCUCCGGGCGGAGCUCUCCGUCCUAUUCUACCCUAUCCCAUCUCCCCAGUUUGCCCGUUGUGCCACCAGCAUCGUUAUGAUCCCGUUAGGGAAGCUUGCGAGAACCUGACGCCCGGCCCAAUGGUGUACAGUCUCAUCAUAUCUUCUCUCUGCAAGACUUAUCUGGACCCCAUUACAAACCCAACCCCCUAUGGACAUAGCCACCACAAGGACAAGCUCCGGGUCACACGGGUUUGGGCUGCUGGUUCUCUCGUUCCCGUCUGUUUGCUUGUCGCUGGGCCGAUGGAGUGGACUUCCAAGAGUCAUUCGCGAUCUUCAUGGUUGGUUACUUUCUUGUCGGGAGGGACUACCAGAAAUGGAAACCAAGACGCCGAGGCUCACUGCAAUUUAAUCGGAGGGGAUGAUGACCUGCUAUCGAAGGGCUGUUGCUGGUAA
Molecule: messenger RNA, 489 nt
Organism: Aspergillus niger
Lineage: Eukaryota; Fungi; Ascomycota; Eurotiomycetes; Eurotiales; Aspergillaceae
Exons: 5
Coding region: 1-489 (162 amino acids)
Source: RefSeq, a predicted model, not a curated record